GGCCUUCACCUCCCCGCCCCCGCCCGCCGGGCUCCCAGCGCAGCCCACCCUGCACAGGAAGGAAGCGGAGGGGAGGCGAUUCUGGAGAAGUUAAAGGGCUCACCUUAUGGACACCGGGCCAGCAAGGCCAGACACCAAACACCCACCUCCGGGAGGAACCAGCGGAGCCGAAACCGGCUCUCCCCGCCUUUCCGAUAGGGCGGAAGGAGGCGAGAGAAGGGAGCGCGCGCGAGGGGUCCAGGAGCCAGGCAGCCGCACUCCCCUCCCGCAGGGCCGGCCGCCCGGGGCCGAAGCGGCCGACGCUCAGACUGCAGAAAGCGGAACAAUCUCCCAGGCCCUGGCGGCAGCAAACGGGAGCCCACUCCGCUCGCCGCCACCUCCUCCCGACCCCCGGACGUCCCCGAAUGAGUUCCCGGCCGCAACCGCAGCUCGGGCCGCGGCGCCUGCGCCAGGGUUGCACGCUUCGGUCGGCGCGUCUCCACCUGCGCGUCGCCUUCCCUCGCAGCCCCCGGCCCCUGCCGGGAGAGGUGCGCACCAACCUUGGGGGCAGCUCGGCCGCCAAGCCACGGCUUAUGCUGAGGCCGGAGGUGGCGGCAUCACCCGCGGCGGGCGGCGGCUGCACCGGGACGCGCCGGGGCGGCGAAGGCGCGCUGCGCCCUGGACCCUGCUCCCGCGGCCCCGCCCGCGGCUGCCACCUCGAAGCGCGGCGGAGGAGCCGGGGCACCACGGGCGGCGGCAGCGGCAGCAGCGGCGACGGGAGCAGCAGCACAUGACUCUGUAA
This is a messenger RNA of Pongo pygmaeus (Bornean orangutan), 781 nucleotides long. Its product is annotated as basic proline-rich protein-like. The coding region runs from base 107 to 781 and encodes 224 amino acids. The transcript has a single exon. The record is from RefSeq and is a predicted model, not a curated record. NCBI's taxonomy places the organism in Eukaryota, Metazoa, Chordata, Mammalia, Primates, Hominidae.